This is a messenger RNA of Megalops cyprinoides (Indo-Pacific tarpon), 4222 nucleotides long. Its product is annotated as CREB-regulated transcription coactivator 1-like. Gene Ontology annotation, cellular component: nucleus; cytoplasm. Gene Ontology annotation, molecular function: cAMP response element binding protein binding. NCBI's taxonomy places the organism in Eukaryota, Metazoa, Chordata, Actinopteri, Elopiformes, Megalopidae. The record is from RefSeq and is a predicted model, not a curated record. Gene Ontology annotation, biological process: positive regulation of transcription by RNA polymerase II; protein homotetramerization. The transcript is spliced from 14 exons. Bases 23 to 1858 code for a protein of 611 amino acids.
AAGAGGAGGAGAGCAGCAAAAUAUGGCGACCUCAAACAAUCCGCGAAAAUUCAGCGAGAAAAUCGCUUUACAUAACCAGAAACAGGCAGAGGAGACGGCGGCGUUUGAAGAGGUGAUGAAAGACCUGAGCAUUACCAGAGCGGCGCGGCUGCAGCUGCAGAAGACGCAGUAUCUGCAGCUGGGGCAGAAUCGUGGACAGUACUAUGGAGGUUCACUGCCGAAUGUCAAUCAGAUUGGAAACAGCACUACUGACCUGCCUUUUCAGACUCCCUUUCAGAACUCAGGCCUGGACACAAGUCGAACGACUCGGCACCACGGCUUGGUGGACCGGGUCUACCGGGACCGGAACCGCAUCACAUCCCCUCACCGCAGACCCCUCUCAGUGGACAAACACGGCCGCCAGAUUGACAGCUGUCCCUAUGGAGCGGUGUAUCUGUCACCUCCACCGGAUACCAGCUGGCGGAGGACCAAUUCGGACUCAGCUCUGCACCAGAGUGCCAUGAACCCCGCCCCUCAGGACAGCUUCAGUGGAGGAUCGCAGGACCUGCAGCCCAAACGAGUACUCCUCCUCACUGUGCCUGGGACAGAAGGGGCUGGAUCAGAGGCAGAUAAAGAUGGGCAGAAGCAGAUCUGGGACAGCAAAAAGAAUGUGCCAUCCAGGCCCAAACCCUGCAAGGUGCCAGGGAUCAAUAUAUUUCCGUCGCCUGACCAGGAGAUGACCACGUCGCUGAUCCCGGCCGCACACAACACAGGCGGGUCCCUGCCUGACCUCACCAACAUCCAGUUCCCCCCCCCGCUGCCCACCCCGCUGGACCCCGAGGACCAGGCCGCCUGCCCCGCCCUCAGCGGCUGCAACAGCACCGGCAACCUGGCCUCCAACCUCACUCACCUGGGCAUCACCUCCUCCAGCCAGGGUGCGGCCCCUGCCCCGCCUGCACUCACAGUGACAGCUCAGCGCAGGCCUCAGGACAUGGUCCCGCUGUCCCUGGAUGCCGACGCCCGACGCCACCCCCCCCUGCAGCAGCUGUCCCCCACGCUGUCCCCCCCCCUCACUAUCGCUCAGGCUUUGACGAUGGAUCCACUGACCCUGGAACAGCAGCUCUCUCAGUACCCAUUCUUCUGCCCGCCCACGUCACAGGCCCAGGAUCAGCGGACGUCUCAGCAGCCCAACCCGAGCGCUCGGCCGGCCCGGUUGGUCCAGCUGCCCCCCCUGUCUGUGACGCCUCCCUCCACACUACCCCAGUCCCCCCCAGGCAGCCAGGCGCAGACGUCGGCCAUCAGCAUGGACAUGAACUCGUUCCGCAGUAGGGCGGGCUCCUCUGCCAAUCAGUCUCCUACAUCUCCAGUGUCCAACCAAGGAUUCUCGCCUGGAGGCUCGCCUCAACACACAUCCAUAUUGGGCAGUGUCUAUGGCGACCCCUUCUAUGACCAACAGCUGGCCUCCCGACAGACCAACGCCCUCUCACAUCAGCUGGAGCAGUUCAACAUGAUGGAGAACCCCAUCAGCUCCAGCAGCCUCUACAGCCAGGGCUCCACCCUCAACUACUCACAGGCAGCCAUGAUGGGUCUGACCGGGAGUCACGGCAACCUGCAGGACUCCCAGCAGCUGGGAUACAGUAACCAUGGCAACAUCCCCAACAUCAUCCUCACAGUGACGGGCGAGUCCCCCCCCAGCCUGUCAAAGGAGCUCUCCAGCUCGCUGUCGGCAGACGUCAGCUUCGAUGCGGACUCCCAGUUCCCGCUGGACGAGCUGAAGAUUGACCCCCUCACCCUGGACGGACUGCACAUGCUCAACGACCCGGACAUGGUCCUCGCCGACGCCGCCACGGAGGACACGUUUCGGAUGGACCGCCUGUAGGGGGGGGGCAGCCAAGCGAACUGGCCCGGAGGAGGAGUGGGGGCUGGGGGCUAGGGAGAGGGAGGCGGACCCUUCCCCAAAAUCCCUUCACCCAUUACCCACCCAGGGCACUGAAGAAUGAGCUGUUACCACCCUGACUGGGUCAGAGAUGUGCUACAGAUUACCAAAAAAAAAAAAAAAGAAAAAAGAGAUUUAAAAAGGGGAAAAAGGCAAUGAGGGGAGUGAUUGUGCGUGUGGUUCCACCCUGCGAAUCCGGCUCUCUGCUCGGUCCCGGCCCGGGGUCAGCGAAUCCGGCUCUCUGCUCGGUCCCGGCCCGGGGUCAGCGAAUCCGGCUCUCUGCUCGGUCCCGGCCCGGGGUCAGCGAAUCCGGCUCUCUGCUCGGUCCCGGCCGGGGUCAGCGAAUCCGGCUCUCUGCUCGGUCCCGGCCCGGGGUCAGCGAAUCCGGCUCUCUGCUCGGUCCCGGCCCGGGGUCAGCGAAUCCGGCUCUCUGCUCGGUCCCGGCCCCCCGGUGGGGGUCAGCCCACAGCAUCCAGCAUGCCCGCUCUCCAGACCUUCCUACCAAAAUACGCUUUGGGUUGUUGUUUUUUUUUUUUUUUUGUCUUUUACCGAUGGGUUAGUAGUGAAAACGGGGGCUACAACACUAUUUAAUAUAUUUUUCUAGUUGAUGUUAAAAAGAAAAGUCUGAAGUUCUGGGUUUCCAUCACCCCUUUCCAUGUUUUAUUUCAUUUUUUAAAUUGAAAUCCACAUUGUCACAAAUGCUUUAAUGACAUCUUAUUUAUUUAUUUUGUGGUGACCAUAAUUUUUGUCUGCUAAUCAGCAUUCACUGCCUGCCAAACGCGAAUUCCGUUUCAGUCACAGCACCUAUUUAAAUUAUGUUUUGUUUUCAUUGGAACAUGCAUCAGCACUGGCCAAGAUUUCAGUUCUGAUUGAGAGCAGUGCUCCUUCACACAUUCAGGACCCAGCAGUAACAUCUGUCUUGUUGCACUGAAGGGCAGCCAAUGAAAACUUUGGAUUGCCCUUUUUCUGUUUUUUAACACAUUCUUACAAAUGUACGUUUGUAUGCUGCAUGUGUACAUGAACCUCUCAGAAUCAGUGGGGCUAUCAUGAUUUGUAAGUGACUCAUUGAUUCAAGCCAAUCCUCGAAUUUUGCUGUACAGAUCAAAGCCCCCCUCAUUGGUACCUCCAUGGCAACACAUAGUGGCUCCACCUAUUGUAGGGUUCAUGAAACUUCUCCAGUCAUUGCUAAGUUCUGGGUAUCUCAGACAAGUGGACAGCUGUUAAUGUUGGGUCCUGCCAUGCUGUGUUAUUAUUUGAAAUAUGUGUCGUCUGUUACACUUUGGUUAGAAGGGUAUCACUAGCUUGUUCAUGUUUGCAACAUAGCUAACACUACACAUGUGGACAUUGAAUCUAACUGCUUUAGCAUAACAUUCCUGAACACAAUAUGUAAGCGAGUACUGAACCUUUUACAUUUUACACAUUAUUGGCAAAAUUCUGUGAGAAGAAAAUCCACGUGGCUCCAAGAUGUCACUUGGUGCUUUGGACAGGUAGCCAUAACGGUUAGAUUUAGUUCCCCAUAUAGGCAUUCCUGAAGCUAAAAUGAAUCCCCAUAUUCAUCUAAGGACUUUUAAGGAGACGUGGGAAUCCCCGCAGACACCAGUUUGAGCUAAUCACUGUGAUCGCUUCAUUUUGCCUUUACAAUGAAUGAGAUGCUGUUUUCAUGUUGCUUGACUCUGAAGGUCAAGUUUGAUUCUUACUAAGCUCUCCAGCUUUCUCCUCUCUGCUUUAAAAGCAUAUGAAACUUUGGUAAAGCAGUGCAGUGCUUGAUAUGGCUCUGUGUUUGGCUCAGAUGUGUUGUAGACCCUUGGUCAGUGCCGUGCCUGUGGCGUUCUGGGAGACAGGUGCGGCUAUGGGGAAGUUACUGCAUUCGUAAUGUUUGCUUAUAUAUGUAAGUCUGACAAAUUUUACAGGUGGUGUUUUCCUUGUGUACCCAGUCCAGUGUGACUGUACAGAAAGGCCUAACAGCACAGUUUUGUUUUUGGACCAUAACACGCAAGUGGUGAUAAAAGUCGAGAGUGAUGUUUAUGCUGGAUUUUUUUUCAGCUUAUUUAACCACUCCACUGACCCCUGCUGAUGUGGAAUUGUAGUUGAGGAGAUCUGGGUUUUGCUUACUGUAGAUGAACAGCUGAUGUCUAUGCAAAACCCUUGAACAGUUGAACAAUAUACACAAACCCUUCAUGUGUUGCAAACCCUUAAUUGAGGGCAUAUAGCUAGAAAUUUUUGAGCACAAUUGCAGUGUUUAUUUUUUAAUUGCGCAAUUUGGGUUGCAUUCUUUUGGUUACAGGCAUUUUUGGUAUAUUUUUUGCA